AUGAAGAAGCAAAGGUUGGUGAACGCUUUGGUAUAUUAUGGCCUCUCCUAUGGUACUCAAGAUCUCGGGGGCAACCUGUACCUCAAUUUUACACUUAUGGGCAUGGCAGAUAUUCCCGGACAGUUACUUGCGCUUUUCAUUUUGGAUAGGAUAGGGCGUCGAAAGAUUCUGCUCAUCUUUAUGGUAUUUGGUGGACUGGCAUGCAUUGUUGCUGUUCUCAUACCAAAAGACCUGCAAUGGCUGACUGUAACACUGGCUUUACUGGGGAAGAUGGCAAUAAGCACCUCCUUUGCUAUCAUCUAUAUUGUUACUAGUGAGAUCUAUCCCACUGUGAUAAGGCACGUCAGCUUAAGCGUUCAUUCCUCGGUUGCACGGUUAGGUGGUCUUUUGGCCCCUCAGAUUCUCCUCUUGGAAACUAUCUACAAGCCGCUGCCGUUCAUAGUAAUUGGGUUGUGUUCCGUGACCGCCGGAGGGCUGACGAUGUUGCUGCCAGAGACCCUGGGAAAGCCCCUGUCUCAGACCAUGGCCGCUUUCGACACGGUGAUAAAUGGAAGUUCCAGAACAGCAAUGCAUCAGAAGCAAGAGGAGUGUGUCACUGAUACCGACGUAUAG
This is a messenger RNA of Lingula anatina, 612 nucleotides long. Its product is annotated as organic cation transporter protein-like. The record is from RefSeq and is a predicted model, not a curated record. Gene Ontology annotation, biological process: transmembrane transport. Lineage: Eukaryota; Metazoa; Brachiopoda; Lingulata; Lingulida; Lingulidae. Gene Ontology annotation, molecular function: transmembrane transporter activity. Gene Ontology annotation, cellular component: membrane.